UGGAAGACCGUCCACUGUGUUCUGGUGGUGGUCAUGAGCACCGUACGAAAAAUUGCCGACGCGGCAGUAAAAAAUCGUACCCAGACGCCGUUUUGGAAUUGGCUUCGGAAUAAAUUACUUGCCGUUGAUCGUUUACCUAUUACUCCACCUCCAGGACUUCCCACACCCGAUGGAAAGGCUGUAUAUCACAAUCCAUUGCGUUUUCCAAAAUCACAAUCUGCUCGUCCGGGAUCAGCUGAGCCACCUUCUCUGCCGGGUGGAGUUCAUCAUUUGUUGGCCGAAAAUUAUUACUAUACUAGAGAUGGUCGUCGUGAAGUAUUACCCCCAUAUCCUUUAUAUAAAGCAGACUCUCAUCAUGUACAGUAUGGAGCGUUUACAGGUGAAAAGCUCGCCGACAAGGGUGCCGUCCAGGUAAACAAAGGGCCAUCCUCAAACUUUGGAUUAGAGGCGCCUACACCAGGAUUCGGCUACGAAUGGAAGCGAACACGAUCAGAUGAACUGGAAACGCCAAAAAGCGAUCCAGAUUUGGCUCGUCUUGAGCGCUUUGAUAGAUUUGCUGCUAGCAAUGCUGAUCUGUUUGUUUCUGGAAUGGUGACCAAGAUGCGCAUCUCUGCACUUAGCAUGGGGAAGCAUUUUGGAAUGCUUGGAAAGAUGUACGGUGAGCAUCGAUUUGCUCUCGCUCCAAAUGAGCAAAAAGCGUUUAAAGGUUUCAUUAACGAUGCCUUCAUAAAGGUUUUCAAGUCAUAUGUUUGGUACCAGUGGUACUAUUACAUUCCUCAAGCGAUUGCUGCUUAUCUUAUAUACGACUGGGCAAAGAAAGCCAACUACAAAGCUGGAAGGAAGAACCCAGCUCUUUAUGCUAAUGAUAAGUAA
This is a messenger RNA of Angiostrongylus costaricensis, 873 nucleotides long. The record is from the annotation of a GenBank genome assembly. Lineage: Eukaryota; Metazoa; Nematoda; Chromadorea; Rhabditida; Metastrongylidae.